AUGGAGCUCAACGUCUUCAAGGCCACGCAGAAGGAUGCGGCCAAGGCAGAGUGCCAGAAGUGUAUGCAGUAUGGCCACUGGACAUACCAGUGCAAAAACCGCCGGGUGUAUCUACAGCGCCCCACGAGGACCCAAAUUUUGAGAAACCCUCGACUGAACCCCAAACCUGUGUUUGCCGAUGACGCUCCCGAGAUUCCUAUGAUAACUGAUGGAGACUGGUACAGAGACCGAAGACUUGUUGAAAAACUGAAGCAAGAAGAAGCAGAGAUAUACCGCGCUGCCAAAAAAGCAGCAAAGAAGCGCAGCAGCAGCAGCAGCAGCAGCAGCAGCAGCAGUAGCAGCAGCAGCAGUAGCAGCAGCAGCAGUAGCGACAGCAGCAGCGGCAGCAGCAGCGACAGUGACAGCAGCGACAGUGACAGCGACACCAGCAGCAGCAGCAGCAGCAGCAGCAGCAGCGACAGCGACAGCAGCACAAGCACCAGCAGCAGCAGCAGCAGCAGCAAAAGCAGCAGGGCCUCUGCCCGCGCAGCCUUAGCGAAGGUGAAGAAGCGGGAGCCGUCUCCAGCAGCAGCAGCAGCAGCUCCAGCAGCAGCAGCAGCUCCAGCAGCAGCUGCUGCAGCAGUAGCACCAUCAGCAGCAGCAGCAGCAGAAGCACAGCUGCUGCUCGCGGUCAAAUCUGAACCCGUGGACCCCGAAGUGCUGCAGCGGCAGCACUUGGAGCAGCAGAAGCAGCAGCUGCAGCAGCAGCAGCAGCAGCUGCCGCUGCAGCAGCAGGGCCUGCCUAUCAAGGCUGACCCCGAGGCCAACGCUCACAAGCGCCGCCGUGCUCGAGACAGCAGCAGCAGCAGCAGCAGCAGUAGCAGCAGCAGUAGCAGCAGCAGCAGCAGCGACGGCGACAGCAGCAGUAGCAGCAGCAAGAAGCACAAAAAGGGCAGGGCAAAGAAGCUGAGAAGAAAAGACGGAGCCACGCUGGCCAAUCAAAGGGGAACAGAAGAGGAAAUGAAGAAACUUCAGCUGCUGCUGACAGGGCUGCAGCAAAAAGCGCAGCAGCAGCAGCAGCAGCAGCAGCAAGUGGAAGAGGAGACACAGGAGGAGAAAAAGAAAAGGAGAAAUGGAGAAGUUCAGAAAAAGACAAAAACAAAGAAAUGA
This is a messenger RNA of Eimeria tenella, 1149 nucleotides long. Its product is annotated as zinc knuckle domain-containing protein, putative. NCBI's taxonomy places the organism in Eukaryota, Apicomplexa, Conoidasida, Eucoccidiorida, Eimeriidae. The transcript is spliced from 6 exons. The record is from RefSeq and is a predicted model, not a curated record. The coding region runs from base 1 to 1149 and encodes 382 amino acids.